AUGAAAUUUGAGAACCUUCUGGCUGAGGUGGGAGGUUUUGGAAAAUUUCAGAUCAUUAUGAUCGUUCUUUUGGUUAUUCCAAGAGUCACAUUACCGUUUCACUUCUUGUUAAACAACUUUAUCGCUGCCAUCCCGUCCCAUCACUGUGACAUCAGCGGUCUGGAUGCUGACGGGAUCUUUGGGAAUCUGAGUCGGGAGGAGAGGCUGACUGUCAGUAUUCCAAAACAGGAAGAUGGGACUCCUGCUUCCUGUCACAUGUUCUCUCAUCCUCAGUUUUACCUGCUGUCAAACUCAUCGAGCAGCACAGAUCUUCCCCUGGUGGAGUGUCAGAAUGAAUGGGAAUAUGACAACAGCACAUUUAAGUCCACCCUGGCAACAGAGUUUGAUUUGGUGUGCGACAGGAUAGGUCUGAAUAAAGCCUCGGCCACCAUCUUCUUCAUUGGUGUGAUGGUUGGAGCAGCAUUUUCUGGCUGGCUGAGUGACAGAUAUGGCAGGAAACCCAUGCUAAUGGUGUCUUACCUUGUAACCGCUACCUUUGGUGUAGCCAGUGCAUUCUCUCAGUCCUUCAUCAUGUUUGCUAUUAUGAGGUUCUUCACUGGAAUGGGCCUUACCGGCAUCAGCAUCAUCACCUAUGUUCUGUGUGUAGAAUGGGCUGAUAUUGAGCACAGGACAUUGGCUGGAGUUUUAAUCAGUCUUGACUGGUCUACCAGCACUAUGAUAUUGCCUGGCAUUGCGUAUUUUGCCAAUGACUGGAGAACUCUGGUUCUCGCGGUAACAGCUCCUCUUGGACUGGCUGUGAUCACAUGGAGGUGGAUCCCAGAGUCUGCGCGAUGGCUGAUUGUCAAUGGAAGGCUGGAUGAUGCUCAUCUUUAUCUAAGCAAAUGUGCCUCAUUUAACAAAAGAGAAAAUAGCCUCAAAGAUAUUAAACCACAGUCCCUUGCUGCUGUGAUAGUCGCUGAGAACAAAGGAAACAGAACAUACUCGUUUUUGGACCUGAUGAGAUCUCCCAAGAUGAGAAAACUGUCUAUUCUCUCAGGAACCACCUGGUUUGGAGUUGCUUUUACGUACUACGGUAUCAGUUUGAACAUAUCUGGCUUUGGACUGAACCUGUACCUAACGCAGUUCAUUUAUGGUGCCAUAGAGAUGCCAUCAAAACUGUUAGCCUAUCUGUGCCUAGACAAACUUGGCCGCAGGUACAGCCAGGUGGGCACGCUGGUUACAACAGGGGUCUGCAUUGGCAUCACUAUCCUCAUUCCUAAAAAUUUGUGGCUACCUCGUACCAUCGUUGCUGUACUGGGUAAAGGAUUUUCAGAGGCCGCCUUCACUUGUCUUUUUCUCUAUACCACAGAGAUAUACCCAACUGUGUUACGGCAGAAUGGAUUAGGCUACAGCUCAUUUGUUGGUCGUGUUGGUGUCUCUUUGGCACCUCUUGUGGGCCUCCUGGAUGAGGUCUGGCUUCCUCUCCCUCAAGUCCUGUUCUGCACUGUAGCCAUCAUUGUAGGCCUCCUUGCGCUGCUUCUUCCUGAGACCCACAAUGUGCGGCUUCCUGAAACUAUUGAAGAUAUUGAGAAAACUAGGAAGAGAUCCAUCUGUUUACCACUUGAGUGA
Molecule: messenger RNA, 1608 nt
Organism: Triplophysa rosa
Lineage: Eukaryota; Metazoa; Chordata; Actinopteri; Cypriniformes; Nemacheilidae
Gene: slc22a7b.1
Product: solute carrier family 22 member 7b, tandem duplicate 1
Exons: 10
Coding region: 1-1608 (535 amino acids)
Biological process (GO): transmembrane transport
Cellular component (GO): membrane
Molecular function (GO): transmembrane transporter activity
Source: RefSeq, a predicted model, not a curated record